AUGCAUAGUAGGCAACAUCUGUCUAUCAAGUACCUUGAUGGGCCUAAAUUAGAUUCAACUCAAGUUCGACGCAAAAGCUGUGUUUGUGAAUAGUGUGGGAAUACAGCUCCAAAAGAAGAUCGUCUACCAAAUUAAUUAUGCGAAAUUGCCUACCAUAAGUAAGAACGACUAGCAGAGAUUUUCCUUGGCAAAUUAGAUGGAGCAAGAAAAUAUCUGAGAAAUGAACAUAAAAAAAGAAACUUUCGAAUUUAUGCAAAAAAUCCUUUAUUUAUACUACGUUCUUAACCAGAUUUGGAAGAAAGUAUACACUUACCAACUUCACCAACAAAGACCCACACACCAGAAAAAGAACGUUUAAAGACUGAAUAGCCUUAGAUUUCAUCUUAUAGAUCGUACAAAUAUGUUCCAACUUCAAAUUGCUUUCUGUAAAAUAUGAAGCAACAAGUUAUGCGUUCUAAUAAAACAAUCAAUAGAUUACUUAAAGAUAGAAAGGCGGUCCAAUCGCUUCAGUUUUCAACCUCUGACAGACUACCAAAUACAAAAUCUCCAUAAAAAAACAAAAGAAGCUUUACUAAAUAAUUAAAGCCCCUACCCAAAUAGAAAUUACUUUAAACUAAAUUUGACUGUAUGAUCAGACAAUUCUUUAACUCAUCUAAAACCAAAUAAAAUUGA
Molecule: messenger RNA, 672 nt
Organism: Paramecium sonneborni
Lineage: Eukaryota; Ciliophora; Oligohymenophorea; Peniculida; Parameciidae
Source: the annotation of a GenBank genome assembly